AUGGCCUUCACAGACCCGCUGGACGCCCUGGGUGGCAUGGGUGGCUUCCAGCUGCUCUACACAGCCCUGCUGCUGCUGCCCUGCAGCCUGCUGGCCUGCCACAUGCACUUCACAGCCUCCGUGCCCCGCCACAACUGCCAAAGGCCCGCCAACCACACUGCGGCCACUGUCAAUGGCUCGGUGGCCUGGCUGAGGGCCACCGUACCCCUGGACCUGCUUGGGGCCCCCGAGCCAUGCCGGCACUUCACACUUCCUCAGUGGGCCCUCCUGGACCCCAACACGUCCAUCCACGGAGUGGCCACCAAGGGCCGCAAGGACGACUCGGUCUACGACCGCAGUGUUUUCCUGUCCACCAUGGUGAUAGAGGCUAGAGCGUCCCUCCCUUCCCCGCACUGGGAUCUGGUGUGUGAGGCCCGCGCCCUCCGAGACCUGGCUCAGUCUGUCUACAUGGCUGGGGUGAUGGGACCCAUCUUCACGCUCAAGCUUCCAGUAGCCUAA
Messenger RNA from Mesoplodon densirostris (Blainville's beaked whale), 498 nucleotides. RefSeq names its product solute carrier family 22 member 20-like. Lineage: Eukaryota; Metazoa; Chordata; Mammalia; Artiodactyla; Ziphiidae. The record is from RefSeq and is a predicted model, not a curated record.